Australozyma saopauloensis is the source of this 615-nucleotide messenger RNA. RefSeq names its product bifunctional phosphatidyl-N-methylethanolamine N-methyltransferase/phosphatidyl-N-dimethylethanolamine N-methyltransferase (gene OPI3). Gene Ontology annotation, molecular function: S-adenosylmethionine-dependent methyltransferase activity. Lineage: Eukaryota; Fungi; Ascomycota; Pichiomycetes; Serinales; Metschnikowiaceae. The record is from RefSeq and is a predicted model, not a curated record. The transcript has a single exon. The coding region runs from base 1 to 615 and encodes 204 amino acids. Gene Ontology annotation, biological process: phosphatidylcholine biosynthetic process.
AUGUCGCCCGACCAACUCACCCACCUCCUCCAGAACUUCUCUCUGUACGUCGACUUCUCGCCAAGUCUCCACUAUGCUCUCGCUACCAUUGUCUUCAACCCAGUGUUCUGGAACAUUGUUGCCAGACUCCAACACAGAACUCACUUCUUGAGUGCUGCCGUGGGUGGAGCUUAUAGAGGCUGCUACCUCUUGGCACUCACCAUCUUCUCGUUGGGUAUUUACCGUGACCACGUCUACCACCAGGCUUUGCUCGAACAACCCACAUAUGCUCCAUUGGUGGAAUCUCCCCUUGUCCAGGCCUUGGCCGUGGUGACCUUCUCUUUUGGUAACAUCCUUGUGUUGUCGUCCAUGUGGGCAUUGGGUGUGACCGGAACCUACUUGGGUGACUACUUUGGUAUUUUGAUGAAGGAGAGAGUCACCUCGUUUCCAUUCAACAUCAACGAUAAUCCCAUGUACAACGGCCUGACUUUGUGUUUCUUGGGCACUGCUUUGUGGUACGGUAAGCCUACCGGAAUCUUGGUUUCUUUGUUCGUGUUUGUAAUGUACCGCGUUGCAUUGUUGUUCGAGGAGCCAUAUACUGCCAAGAUCUAUGCUGCUAAGGAUAUGAAGGCUUAG